AUUCUUUUAUUUUCAGAUCUGAUACUCUUAUCAACUAUACUUUAUAUAACUUAUUAGUACAAUUUUCUGUACAAUAUAAAGACAUCAUGAUUGAACAAGAACAAAUAGAUUUCAUUAUCAACCACCAAAUGUUUUAUCCCGCUGUAGGGUUGGUCGGUUUCGUCUUUAUUCUUUUUGUCCUUAAAUUCCUGAUGGGAUCUCGUGCCACGGAUUCUCGAAGUUCGUUAGAAGAUGAUCCCAAGUCUAAUUCCGGAAAACGUAAGAAAGGAAAGAAGCAGAAAGCAAGUCAAGAAAAGAAGCAAUCAUCGGAUUCUUCUCCUAAGUCCAAGAAAGUUUCGCGCAAAAACGAAGUCGAUAGUUUAUUUGAAACUGGUAAUAAAAGAAAUUUGGAAGAGGGAAACAUUCCUGAUAAGAAAAGGGAUGGAAAAUCAAAAAGUAAAUCGAAAAAGAAGAAAAGUCAAACUCAAUCAAGUAAAAUUGAAAAUACAAUGAUUGAAUCUCAACCUAUGGAUGCUAUGUUUGAUUCCGGUGAAUGGAAAACCGUUAGUACGAAGGAACAGCGAGAGCAACAGAAGCGAGAAAAACGUAAAUUGGAAGAAGAUGUUGCUGUUGCCGUGGAAACCGCAGACAAAGCUAGUCUCGUACCUCUUGUCCAGCCUGUUUAUAAACCAACACCUAAUAUAUCUGCAAUUGCUAAAGGAAUAGCACCAAGAUUCGCAAGAGCUGCUGGUGAAACAUGGCAAGAAAAGCCUGCUGUUCAACCAGUGCUCCCUCUGCAAUCAAAACGUCCUAUGCCUCCAGCUACUAUACCUGGGACAAGUAAACAAUCUUCAAAAGGGAACACUGUGAAUCAAGGAUGGUCGCCAGGCAGUCAGGGUAAAUCAUAUUGGCCUGGUGAUAUAGGAACAACAUGGCCAAACUCAACUCAAUCAGCAACAAGCAUUACUAAUGAUUUAAUUGGAAUUUCAUGGCCGCCAAGUGAUACAACUAGUUCUCUACUUUCUAUGACGACAUCUGGUGGCAAAGGUUCCAUGCCAGGAUGGCCUCAAGGUGGCAGCACAUGGCAAACAACAGACGAAAUGCAUACCUUGGAGCAAUACAAUAACAUGAGAAAAACUUACCCCACCCCUUCACCCACUUCCUUGAGCCCCAACCUGGUCCAAGAUCAAUCCUCUUCCUCUACCCACUCCUCGUGCUCCGAUGAUGUUUUUACCCCCCACCCUACAGUUCAUCGAACCCCCUACUUCGCCCAUUCUCACCCGUUUCAUAGCGAACCCACGUCCCUAUUUCAGCAAUAUGGGUUUUCAACGAAAGGAAUUUUUGGAACUGCUACUUCAACCAGUAUGACCUGGGACAUCCACACUGAAGAUUGGGUUCAUGUUAAUAAUGGGCAGAAUGGAAGAACUUUAGAUACGAAUGCUGAUUGGGCAAGUGGGGACUCGCCCAUUCGUACUCAAACGACUGUGACAACGCAAAAGGUAGAAGAAUGGACGCUCGAGCCAGAAGGUUUUCCGAUAAAUCCUCCUCAACUUGACCCCAAUGACCCCUGGAACCUGGAAGUUAUUGAAAAUGAGGGAAACGGUGAUUGGUCAGCUCCCGUAUCUUCGUGGGAUAAUACUAAUGAAGAAUGGAAGGCUCCUGUUCCUGUUAAAACUACUCCAUCAUAUAUUUAUGAAUCAAGCGAUGAAGAAAAAUCGUCAGCGAAAAUAAUUUCAUUUUCCCACCAACAAAAUUCAUCGAAUAUUGUAACCGGUUCUUCGUCACCUCAAGCCGCAAUUGUCGGCGCUGGACCAGAGUUUAUGAACCAAGCAACUGGCCAAGGUCAAAGUAAGAAAUCUCGUAGACGCAGAAAGAAGAAAACGACAUCUAAUGAACCAGAACAGACCUCCAGUCCCACCCAGCAAUCCAUCCCUGAAAUUGAGACUCCAAAAAUUGAAACAACCGAAAAAAAGGAUUUGAAAUCUGAAUUGGACACAAAACCUGAAUCCCCAGAUAAAACAACGGUACAAGAUAUCAAGGAAAAGACUCUGGAAGAAGCAAAAGAAGAUUGGUCCGUGCCAAAAGCUUCGAAGAAAAGAAAAAGCAAAGCAAGAAAAGCCGACUAGACAGACCUGCUCUAAAGACAUGAUUAUUAGCUACCUAGGAAUCCCAAUAAAUUUUGCGAUAAAAAAAUUGUAGGCAAUCGUUUUGAAAUAUUUUUAGUUCAUGAAUUUGUGGUUUUUUGAUUGAGAAAAGACAAAACAGAACAUAGGAUGCCUAACUGGUAAAAAGCAAACUAUAUUAGUUUUUGGAAACCCGCUUUGUUUGAUUGUAACCAUUUGUCAUUUAUUUGCCAUGAGUUUGUCUUAUAACCAGGGCUGCCAUUAAUAUGAACCCCAAAAUAAGGACAUCAGGAAAACAUACCAAUAAGAUAACAAAGAACGAAAUGUGAUAAACAAAAUGUUCCCAUGUCUGUGCGACCAAUGUCUAAUCAUACUUUGCACUAGAAAGGAUUUUUUCUAGCAGUUCUUUAUUCUUAGGAACGAAAUCAGUAAGCAGUCUACUGCUAUACACUUGUCAAAUCAAUCGGAUCUUAAAUAAUUUUACUUAUCAGCUGCAAAGCUCUCAAUAACUACUGUUUUUUGAUUCAAGUUACAUGAACAGGUUUUUGUCGGUAGGCUAUUGUUUUGUCAUUAUGGCAUUUCAUUUGCCCAGUAUAACCUCUACAUGUAAUAUAAAACAUAAAUAAGGACAUGUGUCGAAAUAAGCACAAAUCUUAGAAAUAAGGGCAUUAUGGCAGCCCUGCUUAUAACUAACAGCGAUGGUAUUAAUAAGUAAAAUAUUUAAUAUAGUAUAGCUUUUGAUCAGUGAAAUACCCAUAGUUUGAUUUCUGACUAUUUGGGCAUUUAUUUAAAUUAUUUCCCAUGCAUAUGUCUGGCAGCGACCGUAUAAGUUAAGAAUAUCGACGAUAAGUUUGUGAAAUACAGUAUUGUUAACUUUUAUCCAAUUGUGCACUCAUAACAAGUAAUUCUGAAGCAACCAGUCAUUUUUGGAUACCUUGUUAUUGCAUGAAUUUGAAACUAUUUUCUGAAAAAGCCAAGCGAGUUAACAUAUUUGACUUUGUUUCUCCAGAAUGUUUUUGAUUGGCUUAUGCCUGUUUAUGUUUAAAUAGAUUGGUAUAUUCUGAUCAAUUAAUUAUGUUAGGUAAAAGCAGAAAAUAUAGUCUAUUUAUUACUAGUUUUUCUGAUCGGUAAACUGUUGUUAUAUUUGACUAAUCUCGGUCUUUUUCAUACUUGACUGUUUCUAGAAUAGUGUUCACAUAUUUAAAGUUUCUAUGUAAAUUCUAAAUUUCUUUGGUAGCUAUCUCAUGUUCUGUCCUGUAUCAAGUUUACACGAUGAUGUCCCUUUCCAGUCAGAAUUCCAGAGGUAGCAUUUUCCUUGAAGUACUACUUUUACACGAUUUUAUUGGGCUCCAGUUAGAUUCGAUUUUUUGUAUGUUUAUAUUUUUGAAAAAUUAAAUUGUAAUGUCUCUGUUUCCAAAAUCCUACAACGACAGUUCCGAUGUCUCAAUCUGCAGCAAAACAAUUCUGCAAUAUGACAACCUGCAUCUCCAAAUUGCACUGAUGCAAAUUAUUUUUGAAGUUUUGUCUGUAUUAGUAUGAGGUAGUCAUUGGUUCUCACCCUUUUAUAUCUUGUGACCCCUUUCUGGAGGCGUUUAGCACUCAUGGUCCCCAGUGGUAGUUACUUUGAUUGGUAGAUUUCAAAUCCCAUUGUACUCAACAAAGUGAAAACACUCUGUGGGAUAACUUUAUCAAGCAAUGAAACUAGGGAGAACUGGGAGUUUUCUCGUAAAGGGAAAAGUAAAAUCAGUACCUAGCAUUGUGUCCCCCAUCGAACUGCUUAUGUUGACCAAAGGUUGGAAACCGUUUAGUUUGAAGAGAAGUCAAUCACUGAGUUAAGUCUCACUGGCAUUAGUUGAUGUCCAAUCAAAGUCACUUUGAUAAAUGGUGUUUUGAGUCCAACUCUUGUUAAUUCAAUUAAUCAAAUCCCCAAACAGGGUGUUGCGAGUUAACGGAGUCUCAAAUUGGUUUAAAAUCAAGUCGAUCAACGAGUCCAGUCUUGUGAUUAGUUGAUGACGAGUUGUUCCAGGUCAUUCAGUUUAGAUGAAUGGAGUACUUCAAGUCUUUGAUAAAUGAUGUCAGACUUCAGUCCAAAUCUAGUCAAGUCUCAAUAACGGUCAUAUCGAAUCGAUCAAAAUAACACUAUAAAUACCACUGGAGUAAUAAACGGGGGGGGGGGGGGGGGGGGACAUGAGUGCUAAAAGCGUCCGGAAGGAAGCCACGACAUAAGAAAUGUUGGGAACAAUUGGACUGGAGUCAUUAAUGAUGAUGUUUUGAGCCUCCCUGGUGUUGUUAUCUAUAGGAUAUAAAAUUAACGAUCGAUUACACACAUUUUUCCCCUCUCAAAAUUUUUUUUUCAAUUAGUGGAAUUGUGGUUCAUUUCAAUGACUUGCUACCUCUGGUAUUCUGGCAUAUAUCUCUAUAAAUAUUGUGAUUUGAUCAUUUAGCAAGAAUCAAAGAGUCUACACAAUUGGUCCUAUUGCGGCUGUUGUUGUUAUUAGAUGAUUAUAUCUUUAAGGCAAGAUAUUUGAGAGGACUUAGUGUGCAACAUAAUCUGGAGCACUUGCUUUUGUAUCUGUGAUAUUCGCUACCUCAGAUAAAAACAAUUCUAAAAACCAAAAGGCAUGCUUUUUUAUUUGUCUGUCAACAUACUUAGUUUGAGUUCCUGAGAAUCUGAAAUCUCAAUGAAUUUGAAAUUUAGACUCUGGGGAGUUCUUAGAUAAGACUUCGACAUCCCAAAAAACAUGUCCAUGCUUUCGAAAACAAAUAACUGGCAACUGAAUCCCACACCUGACAUAGACUUGUAUGUAAAUCCCAUCCUAACAUGACAACCUAUCCUAAAUAUCAACCUAAAAUUGGAAGAUUACUGCUAAGCUUUCUGAUUCUUCCUGAAUGACCAUUUCACAAUCUAGUCUUAAAUAUCUAUUGAUAAAUAAUUUUCUUUUCAUAUAAUUAUGUAAACUGGAGUAAUGUAUUUUUCUACAAACGAUUUACACAGAAUGUAGAAGCCCAGAGCAAAAUAUUGAAUGAAUUUUUGUAAAAUUUUCCAUUUUUGGAAGGUAGGGAAUACAAGUUGAAUGGAUUAUACAGGAUGUCCAUAAAGUCAUUUUACAAUUUCAAUUUUGUCAUAAAAUCAAUUCUCAAUAUAUCUUAACCAGGUUUGUUGUUAAUCAGUAAUUGUUUAAGUAUUUUUAAUUCGUUUAAUACAUCUGUGAGGGCUAAAACAAUAUAUGGUAUCGAUAAACCUUUUGCAAUUCUAAGGCUUUAUGGACACUCUAUAUAUGAAACAACUUGACAAGUUAUUGUAACAAUCUCUUGUGUUCCAAAAUCUAAAAAAAAAUGAAAUAUCUCUAGAAAUUUUGCAAAAUUGUUUGGGAAAGAUAUUUUGCUUUGGUGCUAUAGUCGAAUUGCUUUGGUUGAAAUAAGUUUCAUACAAAUAUAAUUGGUUGGAACGAAA
Styela clava is the source of this 5556-nucleotide messenger RNA. RefSeq lists its product as uncharacterized. The record is from RefSeq and is a predicted model, not a curated record. Lineage: Eukaryota; Metazoa; Chordata; Ascidiacea; Stolidobranchia; Styelidae.